This is a messenger RNA of Chondrus crispus (carragheen), 784 nucleotides long. RefSeq lists its product as hypothetical. Bases 1 to 237 code for a protein of 78 amino acids. The transcript has 2 exons. Lineage: Eukaryota; Rhodophyta; Florideophyceae; Gigartinales; Gigartinaceae. The record is from RefSeq and is a predicted model, not a curated record.
AUGGUAGGGCAGAGUGCUAUGGAUAGCAUUAGCAUGGCGAGGGGGACGCGUGAAGAUCAGAGUCCAAAAGUAAGGUACAAUCUGGAUGUGGAUUUCCCAUUUGCUGUCGGGAAAGGCUAUUUCCACGUCGUUUGGCUGGACCAAGCACUGCGGGUCGACAGAGACACGAGUAAUGGCAAGAACUGGUUGAACAUCUACGUGUAUGGGGGGCCUACGGAGAGGUGCACGGCCGUGUAAUGGAGAGGGCGCAUAUGAGAUGCUGGGGGGAUUGUGGCGGUACCGGUGCAAGAUUCUGAAAUGGUGUCCAAUACUGUAUGAUCGGGAGAGGAUGAAGCGUGACGGGAUUGCUAUCCUGUAGCAUGGGGGUGCGCACAGUUUUUGAACGCUAGCCGAGAGAAAUGAUGAUGCACCGCAGAUGCACCGCAGAUGCUUCCAUCGGAAGACGCUUAGUGUGUUGCUAAUGGCGGCAGGUUUGGAUAGGAGAACAAGGUUUGUCGUUUUUUUCUUUCAGUCUCUCGGGCGACGACCUUCCACUGUGCCGUAAUGCUAACAAGUCGCAGAAGUAUCUUUUUCUUGUAAGGGGAAUGCGUUCCAGCAGCGGCGGGAUGGUGCGAGGCGAGGAUGUCGACAAGACGCGCCGAUCAAGACAGACGUGUAAACGUGAACAAGAGGCGGGUGGCAACUGGGCCAGAGGCGAAAGCAGCGGAACCGCCACAAAUAGAAUAAUUUAUCAUAAAUCGCCAAUGACACGUCGCCAAUUCCACGACCGUGGGAUCACGUCUGA